CUCUCCUCUCUCUUCUCAAUCCUCUAGAACAUGCCACAUCCCCUCCGCUUCGACUCAUCCCGCUCAUCAGCAAGCUCCAGCGAAAGCGACUCACACGAAUCAUCCGCCUCCUCCUAUAGUCUUCCGAGGUACACCGAAAAACCACGGCAGUACAGCUUCACUCAGAGAGCGUCGGCGAAACUCAAAAAUGCCCUCCGCCCAAGUCGUCGCUCUUCCCUACCGUUUGCGUAUGUAGCAAGGCGAAGAACAACGCAGCUCGCCUUGGCUGCUGGGCUACUUAUUCUCGGUGCUCUGUUGUUGAGCGAAUUCAGAUAUCAUAAUGAGAGGCAACAGUUGUGGAACAAGGAGCUUGCACUGCAGGAAUGGGAGGUGAGGCAUUCAGGCGAUAGGGAAGUUAAUCUCUUUGCUUUUAGAGCAGAUUACGAAUCCAAGCGACGAGAAGAGAUGUAUGCUGAGAGGAAACGAAGGGUUGACUCUGGAAGUCUUGACAAGGAGCAGUUGUGGACGGCACAAGAAGAUGAAACAUUGCAACGGGAAGUCAAUGACAAAUGGCCUAGCUGGUGGGGAAACCCAGACGUCGUUGGACAAAGCCCGUUUGAUCACCGUCCGGCUUUGUUGCCUCCUAGAAAAGAGAAGAGACGUUUGCUCAUGCUGACCGAUUACAAAGACUACCUUGAACGUAUGAAUACCCAUACCUACGAGAUUGUAGAUGCUGCGCUGCGGCAUCCACACCUGAUUGUCGACGUUUGGGGUCCCGGAUGGGCAGGCUACAACAAAUCAAUCCCCCUUUCUGCCAAUAUUCGCAAGCGAGCGCACAGAGUGUCGCAGUUGGAGAAGAGCAAGGUUGAAUUCGAGAAGAAACAGAGGAAGAAGAGAGAGAAACUUGCGGAAGGGGCAGAACAGGAAGUGUGGCAGAGGCCAGACUGGUUGGACGUUGUGCCCGAUAAGUGCAGUGAUGUCCGAUAUGAUGUUGUCUUGACCAUCUCGAAUAUCUACAAGGAGACCGAUCCUCAUCUGGACUUUUUGGAUUGUGGUGCGCUCAUGGUCCAGCAACUCGGUGAUUGCCACUCUCUCCGCUGUGCAUACGAGUGGUACCCCCAAUCCAAUAACAUCACUCUCUCCAAAUAUGGCUUUGAACUCUUAGAGUUGUUCGACUACCACAACGUCAAGGCGAAAUACCCCGAUUGGGAAAUGGGUUUGUUCGGCCACAGCCCUGAUACUGGUAAUGAAUGGGACUUUUGGCCAGUAACUUGGAGCGAAAAGACUAGCGACGCAAGGAUUUUUGGCUUUGACGGUAGUUUCUAUCCUAUCCGAACAACGGUGACGAAUCAUCUUCGCGAAGUCGGCAAUAAGGAGCUAGAAACCUUGAUUUCUCGCCAUCCUCAUCCAGGCUAUACUGUCUCCGUACCUCAAGAAGCUCGUGACAAUCCACUCGAAACGUACGAGCAGAAUCACCAAUACUAUACUACACAUUUGAAGUUGAGAGAAGACUUUGCCAAGGGAAUGAGGGAGUCCAAAAUCUGUGUCUUUGACGCCAGUCUGGAGAGAAAAAUGAUCCGCAAGUACGCCCAAGCUUUCCUCUCUGGUUGCGUAGUCGCCGCCGAUAUCCCCACCGAACACGAAUCGGCCCUUUCCAAAUUUGUCAUUCCUCUCAAGGCCACAUGGUCUAUUGAGCAGAUCAAUGCUGCUAUUCAGUACUACAUCGACAGGCCAGAAGUGUUGCAACAGAUGGCAGUUGACGGUUUUGUCUACGCAAGACAGCAUUUGACGACGACAAACAAGAUUAGCCACAUUCUCGAAAUGGCAGACCAUUAUCGAGAGGGCUCUAGAGGAUACGAAUUCCCAUACGGUUUCUCUAUGAAAUGUAGGGCGUAUUGGAGUGACGAGAAUGGAUAUAGACCACCUUGGUGUAGAAACACUCAAGGUUAUAGAGGCCUUGAGGCAUAAGGUUCCGUCAAUCAUUAUCAAGAAUAUCUUUUAUAGGCAUUGUUUACUGCAGCAUACUUCCCUAGUUAGAAACCCGUUUUCAAUCGGCGAAUUGAGGUUUUAUCUGGUAUAUCCUUGUAUUUUUACUCUUUGGUCGUUCAUUCAGGUAUUUUAUUAUUCAUUCUAUCAUGACAUACUCGUCCUUCAAUGAGUUUCGAUCCCAUGACCGUUGUAGCAAUAUAUCAUUUAUAGGGUAAUCGCCAUGAAUCUUAUUC
Cryptococcus deneoformans JEC21 is the source of this 2201-nucleotide messenger RNA. RefSeq names its product expressed protein. The transcript has 8 exons. Bases 31 to 1947 code for a protein of 638 amino acids. The record is from RefSeq and is a predicted model, not a curated record. Lineage: Eukaryota; Fungi; Basidiomycota; Tremellomycetes; Tremellales; Cryptococcaceae.